Molecule: messenger RNA, 1932 nt
Organism: Diaporthe amygdali
Lineage: Eukaryota; Fungi; Ascomycota; Sordariomycetes; Diaporthales; Diaporthaceae
Product: vacuolar protein-sorting-associated protein 36
Exons: 3
Coding region: 1-1932 (643 amino acids)
Biological process (GO): protein transport to vacuole involved in ubiquitin-dependent protein catabolic process via the multivesicular body sorting pathway
Cellular component (GO): ESCRT II complex; late endosome membrane
Molecular function (GO): ubiquitin binding; phosphatidylinositol-3-phosphate binding
Source: RefSeq, a predicted model, not a curated record
AUGUUUCUAAAGCAGCUAGACCUCACAACUGCCCUCCGGCCAGCCUAUCUCCCAGACGAAGUCCUGCUCUUUGUUCAAGAUAAUGUGGGGUUGUACGAGGGAAAGUAUAAGCUACCGAACCAACAGAAUGGACAGGUCUACUUGACAUCGCAUCGCAUCUGCUAUGUAGAUAAGACCGACCCCAGGAAGAACUCGGUCACCUUGGACCUGAAGGAGAUCGAGCGAUAUGAAUACUACGCAGGCUUCCUCAAAUCCUCGGCCAAGGUUACCUUGAUACCCAAGCCCACCAAGCGCUCUUCGUUCCAGUCCAGAUCUCCAGCGGCUGGGACUGGCUCACCGAGGGACAGCAACAACUCUCCUGUCCCGCGAUCAGACAGCCCUUUGAGGCCAGCACCCGUCGACCCGUCUCCUGCGAGCUCGGCGACGUGGGUAUGCACCAUCUGCAGCUUCUCAAAUCCGGUGCCAUCCAACUUCGACCCGGCCACCGCCAGUGCUUUGACUCCACUUCCGCCUUGCCUGGCAUGUGGGAUCAAGCCAGCCUUGACUCACGUGCUGAAGGCGGCUAUAAAUAACGCGACAAGCAGGCAGUCGGUGGUGUCGCCCUUACCGCUGCGUCCUCGAGGCCUGUCGGGAGGCAACAGUCUGGUCUCGGGGAAUGAGUCACCAGGGGCACGCGACAGCCCCCCAAAGACAUCUGAUCCGGAUGCCUCCUUCCAGUGCCCUAGGUGCACCUUCUUGAACCAUCCGUCUCUGCUAUCAUGUGAGAUAUGCGGGGCGCCUUUAAUUUCGCAUGACGUACCGACGGAGCUGAGCCAGCCGGCUCAAGUUCCGCAACCCCAGGAUAGGACGGAUUCCCCAGGCCCGGUUCUCAGCUACGGUGCACUGCCGGGUAUGGAGAGCCCUGAGAGUAUCAAGAUAUCCUUCCGGGCUGGUGGUGACAAGAUCCUGUACGAACGGCUCAAGGGUGCCAUCACGCAGCGCAAAUGGCUUCUGCAAGGCGCACCUCGUGUCCCCAAUCAAAAUCCACUUGCAGUGGAUGGGAACUCUGGGAAUGGAUCCACACGCGAGCAGGCGAGGAAGAAAACUGUGGGCAUCGCAGGUCUCGAGCAGAGGGGCCUGGACAUGCGGAAGAACAACGAGCUGGUCAUUGGCACUGCUUUUGAGGACCUUGAGGCUCUGAUGGCGUCUGCCAAGGAGAUCGUCGCUCUGGCUGAAGGCUUUUCUAGGCAGAGCAACGGAGGCCCUGGCUCAUCUGAGGCGAACGCACUGCUGGCCGAGUCGGCAAGCCAGCUAGGGCUGGUGACGACCAAGGAUAUCGUUGGCGGCGGGAGCAGCAAUGAGUCGCUGUACCUAUCUGAGCUGGCGCGAAACCUCGCGGAAUUUCUCACAGAUGAUGCAAGAGGCGUGCUGAGGAAAGCAGGGGGCAUCAUCAGCUUAGUCGACCUUUGGGCCAUGUUCAACCGGGCUCGGGGUGGCGUGGAGCUGGUCAGUCCCAUGGACUUUGAGAAGGCAGCGGGCCUAUGGGAGAAGUUGAAGCUGCCUGUGCGGUUGCGGAUUUUCAAGAGUGGCGUCAUGGUGGUGCAGAGCAUGGACAGGACGGACGAGAUGACCAUCAAGACCCUCCUCGCCUGGCUGCGGGACCUGCAUGACAUCCCGCCCGAGCGAGAGGUCCCCUGGGACUGGCAGGAGUUUGGCCGCGGUGUCACGGCGCGGGACGCAGCGGACAGGUUCGGAUGGAGCAUCGGCGUUGCCGAGGAGGAGCUGGAGAUGGCGGAGGAGCGUGGAGUACUGUGUCGUGAGGAAGGCAUUGAAGGACUCAAGUUCUGGGAGAACUUCAUCGAUACGGGUGAGGGCCGUCAGCGCAAGCGCACAGAGGCGCAGGAGGCCGAGGCGAAGAUUUACAAAGCAUUGAGAGAGAGCGGGUUUCUAUAG